This is a messenger RNA of Dimorphilus gyrociliatus, 959 nucleotides long. NCBI's taxonomy places the organism in Eukaryota, Metazoa, Annelida, Polychaeta, Dinophilidae. The record is from the annotation of a GenBank genome assembly.
AGCUUUACACACGUUCUAGUGUGAGUCAUUCAAAGGAUAGAUAAACAAUGUGUUUUCGUUGAAACUUACCAAAAUUACGACGGCUAUUGCCAAUAUAACAGUACUUUUUUUUAAUUAGAUAUAUAUAAUAGUAAAUUAUGGCAACGAUUAUACCUAGAACGGUUAUUAUUGAACCUUCAAUUAAUCUUAAACGACCCUUCAUUGAUAAUGGUGGUGGUUAUGAGGCAGCGGCUGAGGCUCUUGCACAGCAAGAUGAUUUUCUUGACUGCGACGAACAUAACUCUGGAACAACAUGUAGAAAACGUCGUCGAUUAACGGUUUUAACUGCUGAAGAAAGAUUAUUAAGGAGAAAACUAAAGAAUCGGGUGGCAGCUCAGGUUGCCAGAGAUAGGAAAAAGCAAAAAAUGUCUGAGCUUGAAUUGAUGAUUGAAAAUUUGGAGAAACAGAAUCAGCUUCUAAGACGAGAAAAUCAAGAGUUGAGAGACGAAGUUAAAAGAGCAAAUAAAGAGACUGACCAGUUGCGUUGUUGCCUAAAUGAUGAAACUACCAGGAGAUGCAAAGAUGAGCCUGAUUUAUUGCAACAACUCGUCGAUGAAAUCACAAAUUUCUCAGAAACUAAUGAAGAAAACCCAAAUUUCGAAAAGCACUCAAGUAAAGCCAUACAAAUGGAUCACCAAUAUAGCAGAUCCGAAGAUGAAUCUUUUAUUGCUACUAAUAAAGAUGAAAGAUCGGAGGAAGAAGAAGAAGAAAUAAUAGCAUUAGAUGAUGAUUUAAAAGAAUUGCAAGAACUCAGCUUACAAUUGCUAGAAGAUAACAAGAACGAAUCAUAUCCCUUGAAAUUUUCACCAGAGCCUGACGAAACUGAGGCAAGUUCAUCCGACGAAUCUGGUUUCUUGAGCGAUGACUUUAUAAGCGACGUAGAAUCAUUAUUUUCAGAUCUAUUUCCCUGUUUAUCGUAA